GCGAGGCCAAUUUUGACCCCAGGGCUUUUAUUUGAAAAAAGUUGAUAGACACUCAUUAGAAGAUGUUUCUUGCCAAAUAUCUAAGCUCUACCUCUUUGGGUUUUUUAAAAGAAGAUAUUUUAAGUUUUUUCUUUCGGUUGCCAAUUAGCAACCAGAGUUCUGCAUGGAAUUAAAAUUCUUUGAACAAUUUUUUAAGGUGACCACCAAAGGACCAUUCCUGUGAAGUUUGGAUGAAUUUGGCUUAGCAAUUUAUGAGGAGAUGUCGAUUAAAAUAAAAGUUUACAGACUACGGACGAAAAGUGAUCACAAAAGCUCACCAUGUCACUUUGUGACAGGUGAGCUAAAAAGUCAAGAACCAAAUAACACAGAUUGAAAUUUCAAACAUGUUUUCCAGUCUCCAUGGAACAAGGAAGAAAUGUUUUAUCCUUUCUGUUUUACCAGAAUGUGCAGACAAUUAUAGACCCAAAGUAGAACAAAUGAAGUAUGCAAAAGAUUUAACAGAACUUAGAGAAAAGAAUGCAACAGUUUGUAAUGAAAUUUCUGUCAGUAUGACAGAAGAGAAGGUAAAUUAAUGUUGAAAUGGUAACUUAAAUCAGCAAGCAGCUCAUUGAAUACACUCCCACUAUUUCAGGCAGCUGCUUUAACUAGCAUCGAUUCAUGAUAUUGACCUUUACAGUGAGCUUUGAACGACCAAUGUAAGUUUUUCAAUUUCUAAUUCAAUAGAAAAUCUUUAUAAGCAGUUUCAUUGGUUGAAACAUAUCGCAUGUGUACAAAAUUUAUAAAUAGACAGGUAUUUGCUCACAAUUUUGUAAACAAAAUGGCGACUGUUAAAGAAUCAAAUUUCGAUAAGCUUGCAAAUAUAAUCUAUCAUUGAGCAGAACAAUGUCACAUUAAUUUUGUUUGUGCAGACAGGAUCAGGAAAGUCUCUGUGUUUUCAAGGAUUAUCAUAUUUAUAUAGUGAACUUGGUCUCACAGAAAACCCAAUCGUUUUCGUAAUUUUGCCCUUAAUUUCACUGAUAGAGGCACAAGUUCAGGAAUUACAAGAUAAACAGGUUUACAGCGGUAAGAAUUCCAGGGAAAAUAUUGAGAUGCGCCGAGGAAAAUAUUCAUGUGUGUACUCCAAUCCAGAAAAUCUAACAUCAGGCCCCGUGUUCACUAACAUUUCUGAUCCUUAUAUUUGGAUCAAGAUCAAGUUUUUGGAUCAAUUUUCGGAUCAAGAUCAAAGUUGGUGUUCACAAAGAAUAACAAUCAAAUCUGAUCCGAAAAUCUGGAUAAAACUGAUCCAAAUUUUGAUCCUUGUAUUUAGUUGGAUCAAAUUAAAGAUCAAUCCCACAAUACACUCUGAAAAAUGGCUGAGUAUGUGUCAUGGCAGUGUUGGUUGCGUUAUUUGAGUAGCCUACCAUUUGAUCAGCGGGUGUUUCGGGAUCGUUCGAACCUGCUAGAACAAGGUCACAUUAAUUUUGUUUGUGCAGACAGGAUCAGGAAAGUCUCUGUGUUUUCAAGGAUUAUCAUAUUUAUAUAGUGAACUUGGUCUCACAGAAAACCCAAUCGUUUUCGUAAUUUCGCCCUUAAUUUCGCUGAUAGAGGCACAAGUUCAGGAAUUACAAGAUAAACAGGUUUACAGCGGUAAGGAUUCCAGGGAAAAUAUUGAGAUGCGCAGAGGAAAAUAUUCAUGUGUGUACUCCAAUCCAGAAAAUCUAACAUCAGGCCCCGAGUUCACUUACAUUUCUGAUCCUUAUAUUUGGAUCAAGAUCAAGUUUUUGGAUCAAUUUUCGGAUCAAGAUCAAAGUUGGUGUUCACAAAGAAUAACGAUCAAUUCUGAUCUGAAAAUCUGGAUAAAAUUGAUCCAAAUUUUGAUCCUUGUAUUUAGUUGGAUCAAAUUAAAGAUCAAUCCCACAAUACACUCUGAAAAAUGGCUGAGUAUGUGUUACGGCAGUGUCGGUUGCACUAUUUGAGUAGCCUGCCAUUUGAUCGGCGGGUGUUUCGGGAUGGUUCAAACCUGCUAGAGAACUACAGCAGUGAGGAAAUCCGGCAAUGUUAUUGGUUUUUUCCUCAAACCAUCUUGUCUAUUGUUGUCUACAAUUUCUCUAAAAAGAACAUCUUAAGAGACAUCUUUAAGUAAGCCAACACACAGAAGAUACAAUUCUCUUUUUAAAGGAAUUACAUGUACAUCAAAGUCAAAUCUGUUUUAAUAUUAGCCUAAACAUGUGUGAUAAAAUUCAUAUCUUUUAUUCCUUUGAUAACUCUAAUGUUUAUUCCCAGGUACAAAAAGGAAGCAGCCUAGUCAAGACGAAUUAUACCAGCUGGAAUUGAUACGUGUCAAGCUUGAAGGUGACCUUCUCAAGCAGAGACUUGCUCAAGAAAGGGAUUUAUUUUUUAUUAAAAAACAAAUGCUGGAAGAAAGCAGGCAAUGGGCUUUGUAAACAAGAACACUCAACUGAAAUCAUUUGUACACACCAUGUCCAAAAUUCAACACGCUCCCAAAAGUACAUCUAGCUUUCAGUGUCAUGAACCCACAGAUUCUAUCCAAAACAGUAUCUGGAGCACUUGAAUUGUCAUAAUUAUGGUAGUGCUGUCCAUAUAUGGACAAGUUUUUUUAUUUUCUGAAUAUGAGAAGUUUAUAUAAGGUGAAAACUGAAGAGAAAUGAAAAUUUAACCCCCUACACUAGAGUUGAUGUUCCCCACCUUACCUGGUUACAGGAUGACUUCCUUUGAUAAAUGCAAGAAUUGGAAAAAUCUGUAAUGGAGCAACCUGAACAUUUAUUCCAAAGUGAGAGGAAUAAAAUGCUUUUGUAAAUUCAAACAUGGAUUGGUUUGAUUUUUUAUGUCAAAGUCAAUGAACCCUUCCAAAAGCCUUAUAAUGCCUAUCUGUUACCUGCAUCUUGUCCUCAAUUUUCCUCUGAGGAAACUACAUGGGGACUGAAAAAUGAUAAGAUUAAAUAUUUUGGAAUAUGUACUUUCAGGCAGUUUAAGGUCUCAUCUGUUCAUGACAAUGGUCUGACUUAUUCCAUGGAGCUUAAUAUAGAAUGGAGAAGCUAUUGUGACGUCACACAGUUAAAUUCAGCAUAGACGCAAAACGUGUUCCCGUAUGUUAUCAUAUGUCGUGGGAUUUUCCGAGCUUUGAUGCAUCCUGGGAAAAAGUAGCCGUAAACCGCCAUAUUGAUUUCACGGCAAUAUACCGAUAAUAAAAGCUGAUCAUUUUCUUCUAAUAUAUGAAGCAAUAGUUUAUGAUGAAGUUAAAGGUCACGGUAGAAAAUGAUUGUAAAUAAAGUUUGGAUUAGACAGGUUUGCUUGUUUUGAAGAAAUUGAGUAUUUUUUAGGAGAAAAUCUUGUUGGAAGCAGAUGGUGUGGAUACUAUGCCAUUCAGCGGUAUAUUAACAAUCCUGCGAGAGUGGUCAAUUUUAAUUUGUUAAGGAUCUUUAACUGUUAGAUCAAUACGUAUAAUUCUUGCAUUUUCUUAUUAAGGAUUUCUCAAUUGAAAUAUGAUUUUUCGUUUUUUGUUUUGAUGCUAGUUUUUUCCAGUUUUUUUAAGCGUAUUUUUCUAGUCUGAACAGAGCUUCAAUACAGUAUUUCCGGACAAUUAUAAGGAAUUAUCUGCACAUGGCUAUGGUUUCUUUUCAUCCUCAUUUUUGAACUGGGAGCUCUAAAAAUUAUUAAAAUGAUUAAUUGUUAACAACAAUUUAUGUUUAAAUAAUUUCACAAACUGUAAUGAUGUGUUUUUUUUUGCAAACUAGUCAAAUCGGCCCCUAGUCAGAUCGGCCCCAAGUCAUAUUGGCCCCAAAAUUAGUCAAUUAGGCCUCAAAAUUAGUCAAAUUGGCCACACAACAAUUUUAAAAAGUCAAAUCGGCCCCAAAACUAGUCAAAUCGGCCCUAAAGUUAUUUUUAUGUAAAAUCCUAUUUUGGUUAAAAUAAUGUUGUUAGCCAAAAAUUACAAGAUUAUCAACUGAGAAUUGCACAGUUUAACAUAAAUGUACCAAUUAAAAAUAAUUAGAUUUUUUUAAAAAAAUAAUCAGAAGCCCAUUAUUUCAUAAUGGAGUUAUCAAAUCAGUAGAAAUCACAUUGUUAUUUAAAUUGAUAUUAUACUUACAUUUUGUCCGUCAAGUUCAACUCUUUUCUUUUAAGAAAAUCAAAUGCUUCCGAUGCUUUCUGAACGAUAUAUAUUUAUUAUCUGUUGAAAAGUUUUGUCAUGACAGAAUGUAACGUUAAUUUGACUUAUAUUUUAGGUGAUGCGUACUCCGUUCAUCAUGCUUUUGACAAUUCAUGCAUUUGUGCGUAGCAGGUUCCGCUGGUGUUUGUAGCUAUGACAGGAAGGACAAGUGCGGAUUAUGAGCACGUAUUAAAAGCCAUCAAACGAGGUUUAAGGAACCAACAAGAGGUUGAAGAGGUAGUCUGUGACUUCGAAAAGGCCAUCUGGAAAGCUUUGAGGCGGGUUUUCCCGACCGUACUCAUGAAGGGAUGUUCAUUCCAUUGGGGCCAGGCUGUUUGGCAUCAUAUACAGGUAGGACUUGGGUUGUCCACAGAUUAUAUGAAUAACCACGGAUUGUACUCUCUUCUGCGCAUGAUUUUCUGUCUGCCUUUCCUACCCAUGGAACACAUCAUCGAAGUGUUCGAUAAGAUGGAAGACUUCAACACAUCUGAACAUCUUGAACCAUUGUUCCAGUACCUCAGAAGAACGUGGUUCGAAUCCUCAACGUGGACGGUAAAAAAAACUGGAGCGUAUUUGGACAGAUGGCAUCGUCGUCUGAAUAUCAGAGCUGGAAUGUCGCCGCCUUUCUACAAUUUGAUUAAGCUAUAGUACAAAGAAGCAAGAUUCGUGGAAUCGCAAGUGCGACUUGUUUCUGAGAUGAAGCAGCGGCGAAUGCAAAGAAAGACUUACAGAUCUAUGCAGUCGCAGAUAUUUCAAGCUUGGAACAAUAUGAUUUAUUAUUUGUGUCUUAUACUAAAUUAAGUGACAUAACGACCAUUUCUUUCAAUGUCAAGUUGAAUAUCAUUAGUAAUAUAUUGGAACAGAGGCUAGUAUAAUGAUCACAGACUGAUAAUUGAUCAUGAAAAAUGUGUGUGAUACAAUGUAAAUAUAAUUAAUGUUAAUUUCUAAUUUGUAUAAUAUCAUUCAAAUGAAUAUACAUUUAUAUUAUAAUUGUUGACUGUUUAAUACUUCCAUUUAAUUUUUCUGCUUGCAGCUAUCGUGCGAAACAACUGUCGGCAACGGCACUGCUGAAGAAGGUUUCAAGUCUUUACCAACCCAGGGUGCUUAGACAAGAAGCAGAGUAAUGUGCGAAUAAUGUUCAGUGAUAAGAAGUGACAAUUACAUGAGAAGUGACAAUUACAUGUAUACUGUUUCAUAUGUUUAUAGACAAUAAAUUAGAUUGAUUAUUAUAUGUUUUGUUCUUGUUUUCUAUGUAACCCAUUGUUAGUCAUUUGGUAUUCAUUUGUGAAUGUGAACAGCAGGAUAUCGAUUUUAAGGAUGCUUUAGGGUCAAUGACAAUGAAAUCACGAGAGAUAAAGGCUAAAAUGUGAGACUGUCAAUCUGACUAACCUUGAAGUGAAUAAAUGGAAAAAAAUGUUUCUUUCAAUAGCAUGGGCAUUUAAGGAAGAGGUACAUGAUUAUUUAGAAGUAUUUGUAUAUGAUAUUUCUUAAUUAUUAUAUUCUAAUAGCUUUUUUUUCUUGACUUGUUUAAAGGCUGACACAGGACAGUUUAUUUUAAGUCAGUGAGCUUUUGUCACUGGAUAGACUAUUGUCACAAAAAGACAAAUUUAUAAAAAAGAAUUACAGUGUAUUUAAAUAUCAUCUUAUACAAGAAAUUAUGAAAAAAAUAAAUAGCAAGAACAAUUGUGACAUGUAACAUGUAUUUAGGAAUUCAGCUUUCCUUUCCUUUUCACCUCAGGACAAUUCACAUUAAAAUAAUGAAUAUUCACAGUAAGCAGUGUUAGCACUCCGACAUAUCUGACAUAUAUGAUCAUCUUAUCAUCACUUAGCUUAUCAGAAUCACUCACAUUUAUGAAUUUAAAUAAUUUUGAAAAAAUUGCUGCUUAGCAAAUAGAUAAAAUACUUGGGGUGUCUGUGACUGAUUGGUUUAGUUUCUUGACUUUAAGCCUUUCACUGCUGUAAGUUCGAGCUCAGCAAGGGUUUACAAGUUUUUUCAUGUGAGAAAGCUCAUUUAUGGAACAUUGAUGGUACCCAUGUGCCUGAAAUCAUACACAUAGGUGCACCAAGGCCCCCCAUCCCCCGAAAAAAAUAUAUACAAAAAUAGUGGAAAUUUUAUUUUGCAAUUAACUUUUUCUAAACAAAUAUACAAAUAUUUCAGGAAACAGAGGCGCUUAUAUGAUAGAACAGUAAAAGCAGGAGUGAUAAGGAAAGACACAUGUAGAUGUGUCUUCAUGUCGGAAACACUAAAGAAAUAGAAAUAUUUGGGUUUUAUAAAACUUAAAAGAAAUUGGAAUACCAGGAGACUGCCUGCCCUUUGCAAUGUUGGUUAAUGAGUUCUUAGAUGUGAUGUCGAAAGCCUCAUGAAUAUAGUACCAUGACUUAAUCUAAUUAGAAAAAGAAAUGACAUUGAGGAGAAAACUAGUCACCAGUCUUUCACCAAGAACAUGAGAUAACUUUCUUCUCCCCAAUCUGAAGCUUUAAGGUUCAGUUCUGAAUAAAGGCAACAGGCUAGAUAUGCUGCCAGUGGGCUUGUCUAAUUAUGUACAUAUUUUGAUUACCCACUCAAUAUAAGCAUUGUUCUUAACGCAGGCAUUCAAGUCCUAUGGGCACAUUUUUAGUUUUGACUAUAUUUUGUUGUAUAAUGUCAGUCUUGUAUGUUAAAAAUCCUUAAAACAGCACCUCCUAUACCACUGGCUGUUAAUGCAUUAAAGCUUCUUUCAUUCAGAUUGUUAUAACUUGUGUCACCUCAAUAUGUACCAAUAAUUUAAAGGGACUCACUCCAUUGAGGUUUAAAAGCCUAAAACAUAACAUUUGAAUUUCUACAGAAAUGAGCCGGGGCAAUUGAUACAGA
This is a messenger RNA of Ruditapes philippinarum (Manila clam), 6998 nucleotides long. RefSeq lists its product as uncharacterized. The record is from RefSeq and is a predicted model, not a curated record. Lineage: Eukaryota; Metazoa; Mollusca; Bivalvia; Venerida; Veneridae. The coding region runs from base 4301 to 4795 and encodes 164 amino acids. The transcript is spliced from 4 exons.